CCUAAUCUCUUUCUUCCCUUGCAACCAAAAAUCUAUUGCCGACUCCCGAGAGUGGCUACAAACGUUAAGCACAUCAAACGUUUGUUCCCUCUCACGGGACCCAGCAGAGCACUAGCUCGUUUGCGUCCAGUCACCGCUCCCAUAUGCAGCGCCGGCCACCUUUUGUUAUAUAACGACGCUUAGAGAGAAUAAGCAUUGAGAUUCAGAAAGCUUGCUACAAAUGAGAGAAGACACAUAGAUUUAUUACUUCGGGAGUUCUCCCAAACACUUCAAAAUAAAAACAGGCCACAAACCACAAAUUGGUUCAUCGCUUAAGACACACAGCAUGGAGAACCAGCUGGAUGUCAUGGAUGACGCCGGCCACACUGAGAGGGCUCAGUGGGUGCUUAACUCUCCGGCUCCGCGGGGGCCGUGGCACGAGCUCACCGGUUUUAUCAGAGAGACUGUCUUUUGCCGUCGAAGACGCGGGCUCCCGCCACCUUCCUCCAAGGAACGUGCUGUUUCAUUCAUGAAAGGUGUUUUUCCAAUCCUCAGCUGGGGAAAAAAUUACAGACUAUCAAUGUUUAAAAAUGAUGUCAUGGCUGGUCUCACUCUUGCAAGCCUCAGCAUUCCUCAGAGUAUUGGAUAUGCCAAUUUAGCAAAACUUGAUCCUCAAUAUGGGCUGUACACAAGUGCUGUCCCCCCUCUAAUCUAUUCCUUAAUGGGGAGCUCAAGGGAGAUAGCUAUUGGACCGGUAGCCGUGGUCUCGAUGCUGCUGUCUUCCCUCGUUCAGAAAGUAGAAGAUCCUGCAGCUGAUUCCAUUGCCUACAGAAAGCUUGUUUUCACCAUUACAUUCUUCGCUGGCAUGUUCCAAGCUGUGUUCGGACUGUUCAGGUUGGGCUUUCUUGUGGAUUUUCUCUCACAUGCUGUUAUUGUUGGAUUCAUGGGAGGUGCAGCCAUUGUCAUUGGUCUUCAACAACUAAAGGGGCUGCUUGGUAUCACUCACUUCACCAACAAAACCGACGUUAUCUCCGUGUUGAAGGCGGUUUUCAAAUCAAUUCAUCAACCCUGGUACCCUAUGAAUUUUGUUCUGGGAUGCUCAUUCCUGAUUUUCAUUCUAAUUGCCAGGUUUAUUGGCAGAAAGGAAAAAAAGCUCUUCUGGUUGCCAGCUAUUGCUCCUCUACUAUCUGUUAUUUUGUCCACCUUGAUAGUGUUCUUGACAAAAGCCGAUAAGCAUGGGGUUACGAUAUUGAAGCAUAUCAAAAGAGGCGUGAAUCCCAGUUCAGCCAAUCAAUUAACGUUCAAUGGGCCGCAUGUUGGGCAAGCAGCCAAAAUUGGAUUGAUUUCUGCUGUUGUUGCUCUCACUGUGAGACUUCUUCUGGCCAUUAGUUCGUUCCUCUACCUAGAGGCAAUUGCCGUUGGUCGGUCCUUCGCUUCCAUUAAGGGCUACCACCUUGACGGGAACAAGGAAAUGGUGUCCAUGGGCUUUGUGAACAUUGCAGGAUCCUUAACUUCUUGCUAUGUGGCAACAGGUUCAUUCUCCCGUACCGCUGUGAAUUUUGCUGCAGGAUGUCAGACAGCAGUAUCCAAUAUAGUGAUGGCCAUUACUGUGCUUGUAUCCCUGGAGUUGUUUACUAGACUCUUGUAUUACACUCCAACUGCCAUCCUUGCUUCCAUUAUCUUAUCUGCUCUUCCUGGGUUGAUCGACAUUCGAGAAGCCUGCAAUAUCUGGAAAAUUGACAAACUUGACUUCCUUGCCUGUAUUGGUGCCUUUUUUGGGGUCUUGUUCGCAACAGUGGAGAUCGGUCUCCUAGCUGCGGUGACCAUCUCAUUUGGAAAAAUCAUACUAACAUCCAUCCGACCAAGCACAGAAGAACAAGGGAGACUACCAGGAACUGAUACUUUCAGUGACAUCAGUCAAUAUCCCAUGGCUAUUAAAACUCCCGGCAUCUUGAUAAUCCGCAUCAACUCGGGUUUACUUUGUUUUGCGAAUGCUAACUUCAUUAGAGAAAGGGUAAUGCAGCGGGUGAGUGAAGAUGGGGAUGUAACUAAGGAAAAUGCAGAGGGAUGUAUUCAGCUUCUUGUCCUUGACAUGUCCAGCGUGAUCAACAUUGACACUUCAGGAAUCCUAGGACUGGAGGAACUGCACAAAAACAUGGUUUCAAAAUGCAUAGAGUUAGCUAUGGCCAACCCAAGGAUGCAGGUGAUUCAAAAGCUAAAGUUAGCCAAAUUUACAGAUAAAAUUGGAGGACAUGUCUUCCUGUCUGUGAGUGAUGCCAUAGAUGCAAGCCUUGCAUCCAAAUUGGUGAAUUUUAGCAGUUGUUGAUGGCUUUAUAUGGCCUAAGUACACCGUUAAUUUGUUGAACAUUGUUGCUGAGGCUUUUAAAAUGGGUGUAUGUCUCUAUGAGUGCUGAUCUAUAUGCAUUCGCAAAUAAGUAAAAUGAAGCAGUUAUCUAAUGAUGCCUUGUACGGCCCAAGUACACGGUCGAUUUGUUGUGCAUUACUGUGAGGCCUAUGGGUGUGUAUGUAUGAGCGCAGAGCUAUAUCUGUUCCCAAAUAUAUAAAACAAAGCAAUUAUCUGAUGAAGAUGAUUCGCUACCUACCUAGGUCAUUGUGUUCACUUGAAUUGCGAGGCAUAUGGGUGUAUGUAUGUAAGAGUGCAGGUCCAUCUGCAUUCGCAAUUAAAUAAAACGAAGCAAAUGUUUAUGAUGGCUUUA
Malania oleifera is the source of this 2696-nucleotide messenger RNA. RefSeq names its product low affinity sulfate transporter 3-like. The transcript has 12 exons. NCBI's taxonomy places the organism in Eukaryota, Viridiplantae, Streptophyta, Magnoliopsida, Santalales, Ximeniaceae. Gene Ontology annotation, cellular component: membrane. Gene Ontology annotation, biological process: transmembrane transport. Gene Ontology annotation, molecular function: secondary active sulfate transmembrane transporter activity. The record is from RefSeq and is a predicted model, not a curated record. The coding region runs from base 326 to 2305 and encodes 659 amino acids.